Malurus melanocephalus (red-backed fairy wren) is the source of this 1005-nucleotide messenger RNA. RefSeq names its product proliferation-associated 2G4 (gene PA2G4). The record is from RefSeq and is a predicted model, not a curated record. The annotation marks the transcript as partial. The transcript has 11 exons. NCBI's taxonomy places the organism in Eukaryota, Metazoa, Chordata, Aves, Passeriformes, Maluridae.
GAAUCGCCUUCCCGACGAGUAUAUCCGUCAAUAACUGCGUCUGUCACUUCUCCCCGCUCAAGAGCGACCAGGAUUACAUCCUAAAAGACGGGGAUUUGGUCAAAAUUGACCUGGGCGUGCACGUGGACGGGUUCAUCGCCAACGUGGCGCACACCUUCGUGCUCGGCGCCUCCAAGGAAAACCCCGUUUCUGGUCGCAAAGCUGACGUCAUCAAGGCAGCUCAUCUGUGCGCCGAGGCUGCCCUGCGCCUGGUGAAACCCGGAAACCAGAACACACAAGUGACGGAGGCCUGGAACAAAAUCGCGCAUUCGUUUCACUGCACGCCCAUCGAAGGGAUGCUGUCACACCAGCUGAAGCAGCACGUGAUCGACGGCGAGAAAACGAUCAUCCAGAACCCCUCGGACCAGCAAAAGAAGGACCACGAAAAAGCCGAAUUCGAGGUCCACGAAGUUUACGCCGUCGACGUCCUCGUCAGCAGCGGUGAGGGCAAGGCGAAGGACGCCGGGCAGAGAACCACGAUUUACAAGAGGGACCCUUCGAAGCAGUACGGCCUCAAGAUGAAAACCUCCCGUGCCUUUUUCAGCGAGGUGGAGCGGCGCUUCGACACCAUGCCCUUCACACUCAGGGCGUUCGAGGACGAGAAGAAGGCGCGCAUGGGGGUGGUGGAGUGCGCCAAGCACGAGCUGCUGCAGCCCUUCAACGUCCUCUACGAGAAGGAAGGUGAGCUGGUGGCCCAGUUCAAGUUCACGGUGCUGCUGAUGCCCAACGGCCCCAUGAGGAUCACGAGCGGCCCCUUCGAGCCCGAGCUCUACCGCUCCGACCUGGAGGUGCAGGACGGCGAGCUCAAGGCUCUCCUACAAAGCUCCGCCAGCCGCAAGACCCAGAAAAAGAAGAAAAAGAAGGCUUCCAAAAACGCCGAAAACGCCACCACGGGAGAGACGGCGGAGGAGAACGAGGCCGGCGACUGAGAGCCCCAAAACCUCUCAAAUCGUCCCCUUUUUCCCC